AGCUGCGUCCUCCUCGCCAGCGGUGACCGGAACAACACCCGAGUCUCCGGAGAAUGAUACUGCGUCUGCGGCGCAGCAGAGACAGCGGACGUCAUGGAAACCAGGGAGACCUGGACCUGACGGAGACGUGAGGCGCAUUUCCCGCCGUCCAUGGGGCUUCCCGGGAAAAUGUCAGCGCUGAAGAAGGUGUUGCCAUGGUUACUGCAGACUCAGUGCUGCCUGCUCUUUGACAAGGACGCAGACCAGAAGCGUUCGCCUUGGUCUUGGUCGCAGAAGUUCAAUGAAGGCAAGCGCCUGCAGCCGGCCAGGAACAUGAAGGGCUUAUCGGGCAGCCGCUCCCAGCACCAGAUACCAUUAGCUCACGGCCUGGACUACGACCCGCACGUCCACGACCUCCACAUGCGCCAUGGCUCGGACUCGCGCCACUCUUCCUACCUGCUCAGCCCCACAGAGAGCUGCCCCAUGGACUUCCACCACCGCUACUCGCCGCGCAGCUCCAUCCACUCGGACUGCAUGAUGGUGACCCCCGUCAUGAUGCCGCCCACCACCACUGACCACAUCUCCAGCAGCACCUUCCCCAGGAUGCACUACAGCUCUCAGUAUUACGACUCGGCCACACGGGACGACUGCGCCGCCAUCACCGUUUCCGCCACCUCGCCAGCAGUUGCCGCCGCCGCCGCCGCCGCAGCGGCCUCCUCUCACCACCCCGGCGCCAAAAGCAACCGCCUUCCCGCCAACCUGUUGGAUCAGUUUGAGAAACAACUGCCGCUACAUCGCGACGGCUUCCACACGCUGCAGUACCAGCGGACCUCCACCACCACCGAACAGCGGAGCGAAAGCCCGGGCCGCAUCCGACAUCUGGUUCAUUCCGUCCAAAAGCUCUUCACCAAGUCCCAUUCCUUAGAGGGCUCGUCCAAAAUGAACGGCACCAAGGGUGACAUGGUGGGAGGUGGAGGAGGGGGGAGCUACCACCACUAUGGCCAACACUCCACCAAACACAGCAGUAAGCGAAGCAAAAGUAAAGAACGGAAGCAUCGCUCGGGGGGUUGGUGGAGUUCGGAUGACAACCUGGAUAGUGACAGCACCUACCGUACGCCUAGCGUCAUGUCUCGACACCACGGCGAACAUGUAAGCCACUGCUACCCUGACCCCAUGCACAGUCACCACUUCGGAGACCUGUCACUUAAGGCCUCCAAGAGUAAUAACGAUGUCAAGUGCUUGGCCUGCGAGAACAUAGCUAUGGCGCCCGAGGGCAAAUUCAUGAAGCGAAGCUCAUGGUCCACACUGACAGUUAGCCAGGCCAAGGAGGCAUAUAGGAAGUCAUCACUUAACCUGGAGAAAACCAUGAUGCACACAGACCAUAAGCCUUCGAGGACAUGUCACUAUCUGCAGGUUCCCCAAGAUGAGUGGGGUGCCUAUCCAGGGGAGAAGGAGGACGAAAUCCCGUGCCGGCGGAUGCGCAGCAGCAGUUACGUAAAGGCGAUGGGAGAGGUGGAUGAUGACAGCGGUGACUCAGACAGCCCGAAGACCUCCCCACAGGCGGUUCGCUCUGACGCACUCAUCCUCAAAUCAGCCAUGAGUCGACCCCAUCUAGACUCACAAAGCCACGGCUACCACUUGCAGACGACGCGAGAUCUGCGGCCUCACCCGAGCGUCACGCUGGAUCCCGCCACGCAGUUUCAUCCGCCGCCCUUCCGCUCGCGCAACCAGAGCUACAUGCGAGCUGUCAGCACCCUCAGCCAGGCUAGCUGCGUCAGCCAGGUGAGUGAGACUGAGAUCAAUGGCCAGUUUGAGUCAGUUUGCGAGUCCGUUUUUAGUGAAGUAGAAUCCCAGGCCAUGGAGGCCUUGGACCUGCCUGGCUCGUUCCGAACUCGGAGCCACAGUUACCUCCGUGCAAUACAGGCUGGUUAUUCCCAAGAUGACGACUGCUUGCCUUCAAUGACAUCCUCCACUGUCACUUCAACUCUCAGAUCCACAACAGGCAUCCGUAGGUUAGCAGGGGGGCGUAGAGAGUACGGUAGGUCUGGGAUUCAGUUUCGGCUCCCGACCUCCUGCAGCGUAGACCGCGUUCACCCGCCGCCAGCGGUAUCAUACCCGUCUAGUCACAAGAAGACCCCACCUCCCGUGCCCCCUCGCGCCACCACCAAGCCUCUUAUCUCUGUGACAGCCCAGAGCAGCACAGAGUCCACCCAAGAUGCCUACCAAGAGGGGAGGCGUCCACGAGGGGGUCUGUGGACCACAGACAGCCUCGGCCGCCCCAUCUACAGCUCCAUGGACAGCCUGGACAGCACCAAGGCCGUCACCAUGGCCAUGGAGUCGGCGGCCAGCAAGAGGCACGCGUCCCUGGGCAGCCACAGCUCCAUUCAGACGUGCGACAAAGCCGUGCUGGUGUCCAAGGCUGAGGAGUACCUCAAAACCCCACGCUCCUCCAUUGGAAUCCAGGUGGAAAACGUGACGGACUCAGAGACGGAACACAAAGGACUUCCCCAGUUUCAUUCCAUUGGCAUCCAAGUGGAGGAUAAAAAACGCCACGGCAGGUUCAAGCGCUCCAACAGCGUGACCACCGCGGUGCAGGCGGACAUGGAGCUGGAGGGAUUUCCCUCCAUGGAGGACAAGGGUCUGCAGUUUGGAGGCGGCUUCGGCCGCCACUCUGAGCCCAGCACGCCGACGCAGUACGGGGCGAUCAGAACUGUUCGCACGCAGGGUUUGUUCAGUUACAGGGAAGACUACCGGCCGUCCAGCCGGCCGUCCAGCCCGCAGCCCGAGCCCUGGCUGGUGGAGCCCAGCCUGGAGAGCACGGAGACGGGACGGGUGUCUCCGCUGCGGAGGGACGGCAGCUGGUUCAUGCAGCUCCUUCACAACGAGACCAAGCGCAUGGAGGGAUGGUGCAAGGAGAUGGAGGGAGAGGCGGAGGAGCACGACCUGUCCGAGGAGAUCUUGGGCAAGAUCCGGAGCGCAGUGGGAAGUGCUCAGCUGCUGAUGUCUCAGAAGUUCCAACAGUUCUACUGGCUGUGUCAGCAGAACAUGGACCCCAGUGCCAUGCCCAGACCCACCUCUCAGGACCUGGCCGGGUUCUGGGACCUCCUGCAGCUGUCUGUAGACGACGUCACUGCCAAGUUCGAUGAGCUGCAGCAGAUCAAGAGCAACCAGUGGCAGCUGCUGGAGGCCCAGGAGGAGAAGGAGCCCAAGUGGCCGCCCCCGCUGGCCAAGCGAGCGGCCCGGGGCCGCGGCGGGGUGAUGCGGGAGCGCUCCCUGGACCUGCAGGACCGCCAGCGCCAGGAGGCGCGCCGGCGCCUCAUGGCUGCCAAGCGGGCGGCGUCCUUCAGACAGAACUCUGCCACGGAGAGAGCGGACAGCAUCGAGAUCUACAUCCCGGAGGCUCAAACCAGGCUCUGAGCCUUCAUCCUCAUCACCCUCAUCAGCGAUUCGUAGCAGGUCUCAACUCUGCGCCAUUCCCCAGCUUUGUUCAGGACCGGACUGCGGCGUUUACACCCACGUGUCUCAGUCAACAUCAGCUGGUCACCGUCGCGUGACUCCACCUCUCUCAUCAUCAGCCGUCGCUGAAGCGUCUGACGCACCUGAAACAGGCCAAUGUCGACGCGUGAAUUCCCCCGCCUCAUUGACACGCCACUCGCGGAUCGAGCGGAGACUCGGUUCAGCUCCCUGGAAGCAACUCGUGGCGUCUUCCAGGCAGCCGCCGCCGAGUCUCCUCCACCCCCUCAGACCCUCCUGCUGCACGGCAGGGCCACUCUGAAGGACUGUCUGCAGCCAGAGGUGAGCGAACCCAACAGCGCGUUUUUGCACCUUAAAAAAAAUAUAUUCCUGUUUGUAUUUCCAAGGGAAAUGUAGUUUAUGAAGCUCAUGUGAUGAUGUUGCAGUUGAAUUGCAAGAGGAGAAGCGGAACAUUUGCUACAGAGUGACAUGUUUCUAGACUCACCCGAAGACAACUGCAGAAACCAAUAUUAGUAAGAGAAAUUAUUUUACAGGCCGUUCGGCGUUUGUUAUUUUGAGCCGCACGACGAGGAAAACACUGGUGCAGAAGACACUUUAAUAUGUAGUCAAUGGUGCUGCUUUCUACACUGUUGUCUUUCAGCCAGUUGUACUCACCUUUUUAAACGCUCAACAUGGUGCCCAUCGUCUCGGUGGCCACUGUAGGAAGGACCAUCUUUGCAAUGCUCUCGCCCGCCCUGCUGGACAUGAGGAGAAAGUUGGAAGGCGGAAUUUGCCAAAACGUCAGACAAGUGUCUCUUUCACACUUCAGAGGAGCGCGAGGUUAGGAGCCAUCCCUCCUGCAGAUAAUCCUAAUAAUAGUGGUGUCAGGGAGCACUACAUCCGAACCUUUAUUUCCAGCCAUGCACGAACGUGGCUUCAUAUUGCGAUGACCUCAUUUCCGGAACUCACUCGAUUUCACUCUCUGCCCUAAAGUCCGACUGAAACCUCCCGUCACUAAACCAAGACUCUAGCGGACUGAAAAUAAGGACACUUUGUAUGAGAGUUCAUGAAUGAGGGUCGCAACACGAGCGAUGAUCUGAGCUGCACAAGCAUCGGAGGUCUACAUGCUGAUCUGGGCUGCAGUGGGACCUCGAAACCAGGGUCUAGCUCCAGAAGCUGUUGGACUCAUAACAAGCAGCGGUGGGCUGAUGAGGCUUCAUGAAACAGCGUCCUCACGUUCGGAGGCCACUCGAGGGCCCUGUCUGCCUAAAAAACUGUCAGUGAAACCUCGCAUCAAUGUUGAACCAACACUGCCCUCUAGUGGGCUCUGAAAACACUGUUUCAUGAAGCCUCACCAGCCCGUCAACCAUUUUCCUUUAAGUUACAAUAUAAAGUGACUCAAUCUUUUUCAAAAUUCAACCCAAAUGUUCCAACAAAAGUGAAACCCCAAAGCAUUUAAUGGGCUCCCUGCAUGUGCAGCAUAGCUAUGAGGGUUUGUCUGACUCAGUCCCAGAACACUAGAAAGAAACUUGGCGUUGGGAACAGACAGUGAUGCUUCGUUGCAUCUGGGAUCUGGAUCCAGGAGUCUUCUGAAGGUCCAGAGAGAGCUGCAGUGUGGGCAAGUCACGACACGCUACUGCCACCUGCUGUCCUGCUCUACGUGCGGUCGAUGAUAUUUCAAAUGCUAAGGGGGCGCUGUUAAACUCCAGACUCUGGAUUUGGUUCCAGGGUUCUCCUCAGCGCGUUAGCAACACAGGGGCCACCUACACUGGGGGUGUGUCUGGGAAAACACCCAACACCCAGUGAAGCAUGACUCACAACAUCAGCUCUCUGCCAGAGCAGCAGGGCUCCGCCUUUUAAGGUAGGCUGUAAAGGUGGACUGUUAAAGAUGAACAGGAAGCUCUGUCCAGAAGCCGGUUGCUAACAUCCACCAAACUAGCACCUCUGAAGGACCCAUAGAUGACCAGACCUUUUUCACUUACAUGCACUUCCACAGUCGAUAAAGGGCCACAAUUCUGCCUCUGAUCCACCAAUGUUGACCUACUUUUUUAUUUUUAACUCAACAUGAACCCAGAAAAGCACUCAGAGGGUGCAGACCUCCACUGAGCCGCUCCCAAUAUUAUUGCCCUCUAUAUAACCAGACAGUGUUUUUAGCAGUUGGUAUAUUGUAGAUAGUAAGGAGCUCAGUCAGACAGCAGGGGGCAGCAGCAUUUCUCCAAAUCACAUGAUGACUUUGGGAGAGUUGUGCUGUGGACCUGCUGUAAUUUUGUUGAGGCAAAAAGAUCAAGCUCCAGUUCUAAUAAGGCGCAGACUCGAGGAUGAUUCUGUGUCCCAACAUGGCUACCGUGGUUAGCCCUAGAUCAUCUCAGAGAACCCUGGUCACUGAGUAAGCCGUCAUCUUUCUCCGAGGCCAUAGGCUUCAGCGUGAACUCGGCAAGCUGCUGCAAACAUUCUGCCGAUCGGUGUUGCGCUCCGUGAUGACGGGACGAGACUGACCAUCACAGGUGCCUUACAGCGUGACGCUCAUGUUACGAACGUUGGUGAAAAGGGUCUAAAGUCACGGUUCAGAAGUGACUGCGAAUAUAAACAAGGGCUGGAAAAAGAGUUGGACUGCAGAGUUUCACUUCGUACAUCCGAGUCACUGACCAACUCCAGCACAAAAUCCCGUCAGAGGAGGGAGGUCCCGAUAGGUGGCGCGAAUUUCAAACAACAAUCGGAUCGUGGCGCUGUGAUACGGCAAAAGCCCGACGAGACUUAGCGGUGCAAUAUUGCGACAGAUUUACCUCACGUUUGUUUCGUGCUGUCGGAGGAGUUGCAGUCACGGUCGUGAACUAUGCAGCUUCUUCCCAAGGGCUGCGACUUCCGAGGCACAUCGGCAAAAAAAAGGCGACGUCCAAAUAGCUCCGAGUUCCACGAGCAAAAAAGGAAGUAGAUCAUCGUUCAUCUGCGAAACCUAGACGACAGAUUAAAGAUCGGGCUGGGCGAUCACGGCCAAAAUGAAAAUCUCCAUUAAUAGAAGCAGAAACCUUUGGCCUGACCAUGGAGCCAUCACUCUGCUUCCCAUGAGAAGGAUGUUUCUCUGAGAGUUAGAUGACAAUUCACUGACUCUCACGCCGUCCUGGACCAGCGGCUUUGCUAGCGUGGCUGCCAUAUUUGUUCUUUCACGGCCUCCCCCAUCUUGCCAGUGGCGACUCUCGCGUUUGAUUGGUUGACGCGGCAUGGCAGAACGUUGUUAUCGAUGUGGUGUCUGACACUGUUGUACUGAGGAUAAUUGUAUCCUGACUCAACUCAAAGACAAAUUCUAAACUAGCAUUAGCCUCUGAGGUCAGGUGAGACAAAACCCAAAUUUGCCUCUCAAAAUGCAGGAAAUACAGGGUUCAAAUUUCGAUAUUUCCUGCCGCCCCCCCAUAUAUAUAUCUAUAUAUUCACCAGAUACAGAAUCUGAAAUCCUAGCUACAAGUCUGUCUUGUUUCCUAACUCAUCCAGACUGAACAGUCAGAGGGGGAACCCAAAGAAAAUGGCCGUUUCAGGCUGGAAACGUGUUUUUUCCCGUUAAUCGCCCAGCCCGAAGUAGGAAGAUUCGGUAGCUACAACCUGACAAUGUUAAAGAAACGAAUCCUGCUCAUGACGAUUUAUCUUGUUGCGUUUGAAUACACACUUUGCUCUUCAGUACUACAGAAAUUGGAUCUUGCAAUUCAACAUAUCCGACCUACAUUAGCUCCAUGGCGUCUCCUAUUGACUGGACAGCACAAAGCUUCGGUUGAAACUCAGUGCAGGUGCUAAAAUCUCCUUCCACCACAUGGGGUCACUCACUCACGGCAAAAUCUCCGUUUCCACCCUGGAUUCUGACUGAAGUAUUUUCUCCUUGUUUGUGACACAGUUGCACUGCAAAGAUGUCUUUCUAGCCUUUGACUCUCUCUUCUCAUAAAGCACAGCCGUCAGCAGCAGCUGUCAUUCUGCAGGAACUCUCCGAGCAAUAAGCUGAUUUCAAACCAUUUCCGUUCCACCACAGCUCGAGUUUUCAUUCACAGAAAGGAGGGAAAUAGAAGAUUUAACGCUUAUUUCGCUUUACUUCACAAAGAUUCUGUCAUGUAUUUUAUGAAGACAUAUAUUUAAUCCAUGUCAGGAAUGUGAAUAUAUAUAUGAGACGAACUAAAGUACUUUUUCUUGCAUUUGUAACUGACAAUUCGAGCAGCAAAAAGUAGUCGACUGUAGUCGCGUAUUGAGUGAGUCGGCACGUGACAAUGUCAUCGCUCUCUGCAGAAAGCUUUGAAAGCACGAGUCCGUUUCAUCAAAGGACACAUCAAAGGACACAAAGCUUUUACACCUCAUUCUGAGCAAUUGAAAUUCAAAUAUAAAAAAUUCAAAGUACAACAACAACAAGUUGUUUAACAAGUGUUUUACAGCUUUUAACAUAUUUGUUUUCUCUCGGAAAAUAUGAUUUACAACCCUACACUCAGACAUGUUGGUGUGUCCGUCGCCGGCGUGCACUUCGUACGCGGACUAGUCAACUCGUCGCUGGUCUACUAGUCUAGUGGAUAGUGAAAAGGUGAAAUAUUGCUGAUGCAGGGAGACGAUGACUUUUCGCAGGCACCUCACUGUGGUGAACGCAUCAUCGUACAGGAUGACAUCCGUCACUGGACAGUCACAGGCCUCCCCUCGCCUCCCCUGUCGCAUCUGAACGUCAAGCAGUGAAGGGCUGAUGAGGCUUCGUGAACCACUGUCCUCACGGUCGGUGCCCACUAGGGGGCCCUGAAAUCGCCCUGAAAUCUGAGGAACUGAACAACUGCGUCAUAGAAACCUCACAUCAAUGCUAAACCUAGACUGCCCUCUAGUGGGCUCUGAAAACAUGGACACUGGUUCAUGAAGCCUCACCAGCGCAUCACUACGUAUCAGUCGGGCUCCAUUAACUCUUCAGCCACCAGAGUUUUUCAGUGAAAUAUGAGAUAAAGGCGUAAUGUAAAUGUGAAAGGACCAAGUCUUUUGACCCCAAACCUGCGAGAGAAACACGGCCACUGGUGUCGCUCAGACUGCAGUGACAGCCACCUGCCUGUGUCACUGUGCCACUUCAGAGGGUCAACCACUCUUUUUUUGCACGACUGAACCCGCUGCUGCUAUCAGUGAAAGACAGAGUCCACUCUCAGCUCCACGUUCAAACUAAUCUUCCAGACGACGGUCACGUCAGCCUUGAGACGCCUCCACUGCUUCCACUAACACACAGCGUUCUAUGAGGAGAGAGAGUCUCAAUAUUGCUUUUCUUUGGUGGAGAAAUGUGUCUCGUGUUCGUAGAAAACAAAAAGCCACUUGUGGGUCUUGGAUUGUGACGAGAGAAACGCUGGUUUUCAGUUAUAGAUUUAAAAAAAAAAACAAAGAAAAAAACAACUAUUUUCACUUCUUAGAGAUAUCAAUAAUGAAGAUAAAUAUAAUGCCAAAUAUACAGUAUUUGUACACAAGUAUACAUAUAUAAAUAUAUAUAUAUAUAUAUAAUAUAUAUUCCUCAUUUUAUUGGAAUUAUUUGAGGCUCAGUUCUUUUGUCCUUCACCUUAUUUUCUGAAGCUCUUCAGCUCGCAUGCAGGAUCGUGGAAAUGAAUGUAUUAUUUAGUGUUUCAUCGCUGUUCAGAUAUGAGCAGCCUUCUAAUGAUCGGUUUGUGUUUGCAAGGAGAAAUUUCAUUUACCCACUUCUUUGGCUUCUUUAUCUAAUAUACACUUUUUUUUUUUUAAGAGACGGAACUGGUUGACCAUGUUUCUGCUUCCUCCGUGUGCUUCGGUAUACUUUGCCUCUUCUGAGUUCUGCUGUCGGACAUCUGUUGUAAAUAAUUAUGCAAAUUAAACUUCUUUUUUGGGAAGAAAACCGAGUUGCUGUGAGACGAUGGUUUAUUUUGUGUUGGCUUUAAUCUGAAUCUGAAGCGAGAGUUUGGAAAUGUCUACAGUGGGUUCGAUGACUGGGACUCAUUUCCACAAACUUUAAAUUACGUGUGGGAAAAAAAAACUUCCGGUUGUAUGUUGAAAUUACUUGUAUUUAUGUGUCAUCUUGUUCGCAUGAGAUAAUUAUUACGUUCGACAAGAAAAAAAACGUAUUGUACGACAUUAUUAUUAUGUUCGUACAAGAACGUAAUAAAAAACAUGUCCAUAAGAGAUUAUUAAUACGUUCGAACAAAAAAAAACACGUUCCGACAAGAAAAAAACGUAUUUGUACAGGAUAAUUAUGUUCUUACAAGAAAAGAAACACGUUCGUAAGAAAUUAUUAUUACAUUCUUAUGA
This is a messenger RNA of Synchiropus splendidus (mandarinfish), 9693 nucleotides long. It is a transcript of the gene dlgap2b, whose product is annotated as disks large-associated protein 2. NCBI's taxonomy places the organism in Eukaryota, Metazoa, Chordata, Actinopteri, Syngnathiformes, Callionymidae. Gene Ontology annotation, cellular component: glutamatergic synapse; postsynaptic specialization. The record is from RefSeq and is a predicted model, not a curated record. The transcript has 14 exons. The coding region runs from base 151 to 3396 and encodes 1081 amino acids. Gene Ontology annotation, biological process: signaling. Gene Ontology annotation, molecular function: molecular adaptor activity.